Aureobasidium namibiae CBS 147.97 is the source of this 1587-nucleotide messenger RNA. RefSeq names its product ammonium transporter. Gene Ontology annotation, biological process: ammonium transmembrane transport. Lineage: Eukaryota; Fungi; Ascomycota; Dothideomycetes; Dothideales; Saccotheciaceae. Gene Ontology annotation, molecular function: ammonium channel activity. The coding region runs from base 1 to 1587 and encodes 528 amino acids. The transcript is spliced from 3 exons. The record is from RefSeq and is a predicted model, not a curated record. Gene Ontology annotation, cellular component: plasma membrane.
AUGUCUUACUCCUGGGUCGGCGCACCUACAGAAUUCAAUGGCACAUCUCCGUUGGGUGGUGACUCCACCGACGAGAACCUCAACCAAUGGUACCAAUCUGGUGACCAAGCGUACAUUCUGAUCGCAUCAGCAAUGGUGUUGAUCAUGAUUCCCGGUCUUGGUUUCCUCUACUCUGGCCUCGCACGCAGAAAGUCAGCUCUCAGUAUGAUCUGGGCUUGUAUGGCCUCCUGUUCAGUCAUCACCUUUCAAUGGUACUUUUGGGGAUACUCUCUGGCUUUCUCCGACUACGCAACCAAUGGCUUCAUCGGCGACUUGCAAAAAUUCGGCCUCAUGAAGACUCUUGGGGCUCCUUCCCCUGGCUCUCCUCUGAUCCCCGAACUCCUUUACGCCUUCUACCAGGUACGUAACAAUCAUAUCAUGCAAUUCUGUGCUGUUACCGCCGCCAUUGUUGUUGGUGCCGUCGCUGAACGUGGUCGCCUAAUUCCUUGCAUGGUCUUCAUCUUCUUCUGGGCCACUCUCGUCUACUGCCCCGUCGCCUGCUGGGUUUGGGGCGCCCACGGCUGGGCCUUCCACUGGGGUGUCCUCGACUAUGCCGGAGGUGGUCCCGUGGAGAUUGUUUCUGGUAUGUCGGCUCUCGCCUACUCGAUGAUCCUUGGAAGACGUCAGGAAAAGAUGAUGCUCAACUUCCGUCCUCACAAUGUCUCUCUCAUCACUCUCGGUACUGUCUUCCUCUGGUUCGGUUGGUUGGGCUUCAACGGUGGUUCCGCUUUCGGUGCCAACCUUCGCGCUACUAUGGCUUGCUGGAACUCCAACCUGACUGCCAUGUUCGGUGCCAUUGCUUGGGUCGUUCUCGAUUGGAGGCUUGCUCGUAAGUGGUCCAUGGUUGGUUGGUGUUCCGGUACCAUCUCUGGUCUCGUCGCCGCCACUCCCGCUUCUGGUUUCAUCACCCCCUGGGCAUCUGUUGUUCUCGGAAUCACUACUGGUAUCGUAUGCAACUUUGCAACCAAGAUCAAGUUCUGGAUCCGCAUUGACGAUGCUAUGGAUGUGUUCGCUGAGCACGGUGUCGCUGGUAUGGUCGGUCUCUUCUUCAACGGCAUCUUCGCUGCCUCUUACAUCAUUGGUCUCGACGGUGUCAACAACGGUAUUGAUGGUGGAUGGAUUCAGCACAACUGGAAGCAGUUGUAUAUGCAAAUUGCCUACAUCGCCGCUGUCACCGCCUACUCGUUCGUUGUCAGCGCUGCAAUCGCCUUUGUCAUCGACAAAAUCCCUGGACUCCACCUUCGCGCUUCUGAGGAAGCCGAAUUGCUAGGAAUGGAUGACGAUCAGCUCGGCGAGUUCGCUUACGACUACGUUGAGGUCCGUCGUGAUUACCUCGCCUGGACUCCUGCUCGGGACCAGCCUGAGACUGCCGAUCACCAGAUCCCUCAGGGUGAGCGCCACGGUAUCCCCCAACAUUCGCAAAUGCUGGAGGGCAAGGCCCCCAGUGAGAGCGACAGUCAAGGAAACGAGCACACCGGUAUCGGUGGUGACCGUCACGCCGUUGCUUACGAGAAGGCCGAACGCGAACAACGCACCUUGGACGGUUAA